ACGUGGUUCAUUUAAACCUUCACGCGCUCUUCACCACCACCUUCCUCAUUUGCUCUUCCCUUCCUUCAUUCCCACCGCGAAACCGUCUCACUAAUCACUAACGUGCGCCUUCGGUUCCAAAUUUCAAUCUUAACAUUCCGUUUUUGAAAUAGUAACAGAAUCACGAAAUUCACCAAGAAAUUAAAAACAAAAUAGAGAGAGAGAAAGAAAGAGAAAGAAAGGAAGAUAGUGACAUAUAGAAAAAGAGAGAGAAAUAGGGUCUGCAUUUUUUGUACUACUUUUUUAAUUUGCAGGUUUUGGAGCAUCGUGUCGGGGUGCUUCUCAUUUUUCACCUAUUUUAUAUUUCUUCAAUUUUCGUUUCUUGUUUUUUUAUAUAUAUAUUUUUUUUAAUUUUAAAUUUUACUAUUAUUUUAAUUAACUGUCUAUAAGAUAUCCCAGUGGGUUCUUGUUAUUUUUUAUAUUUGUAUAUAUACUUCUCUGUUGCUUUGUAACAACAACGAUUUCACAUAGCAACUAGAGUUUUUACUUGCGAUCUUCCGCUACGAAUUGUAAUGGCUUUUAUUUCUGAGGUCAACAUGAGUUACUCUUCUUCUCAUUACAUGGAUGAUGAAUAUGAGAAACUCUUCAGGAGAAUGAAUCCUCCUAGGGUUGUUAUUGAUAAUGAAGCCUGCAAGAAUGCCACUGUUAUAAGGGUGGAUAGUGCAAACAAACAUGGAAUACUUUUGGAAGUUGUGCAAAUCCUCACUGAUUUAAGUCUCAUCAUAACUAAGGCUUAUAUAUCUUCUGAUGGUGGAUGGUUCAUGGAUGUUUUUAAUGUAACUGGCCAAGAUGGAAACAAAGUCACAGAUGAAGUUAUUUUGGAUUACAUUAGAAAGUCUCUUGGUCCUGAAUCCUGCUUUCCAACUACGAUGAGAUCUGUCGGUGUUAAACAAACAAUGGACCACACCGCAAUAGAGUUAUUGGGAAGUGACAGGCCCGGAUUGCUCUCAGAAGUGAGUGCUGUUCUCACAAACCUCAAAUGCAACAUAGUGAAUGCCGAGGUUUGGACUCACAACACUCGUGCAGCUGCUGUAAUGCAUGUGACCGACGAGGAAACCGGUUCUGCUAUUACCGACCCUAAGAGACUUUCGCUAGUCAAGGAGCUUCUACGCAAUGUGCUUGGUGGUGGAAAUAGGAAAAGAGGUGCCAAAACUGUUGUCACGGAUGAUUCGACGCAUACUGAUAGAAGGCUUCAUCAGAUGAUGUUUGAUGAUAGGGAUUAUGAACGUGUCGACGAUGAUGACUUUGACGAGAAACAAAGACCGAACGUUGAUGUUGUGAAUUGGUCGGAUAAGGAUUAUUCUGUUGUUACUAUUGAAUGUAAGGAUCGGCCGAAGCUUUUGUUCGACACGGUUUGUACUUUGACAGAUAUGCAAUAUGUAGUGUUUCAUGCUAAUAUUGAUGCUGAGGGGCCACAAGCAUAUCAGGAAUAUUAUAUCAAGCAUAUAGAUGGGUCCCCUGUAAAGUCAGAUGCAGAAAGACAAAGAGUGAUACACUGUCUUGAAGCUGCAAUUGAGAGAAGAGUUUCUGAGGGUUUGAAGCUAGAAAUCUGCACCACCGACAGAGUAGGACUAUUAUCAAAUGUGACACGUAUCUUUAGAGAGAAUAGCCUCACAGUUACAAGAGCAGAAGUAACAACAAAAGGAGGAAAAGCUGUGAACACUUUCUAUGUUCGUGGAGCUUCAGGUUGUAUUGUUGAUUCUAAGACAAUUGAAUCCAUAAGGCAAACAAUAGGUAACACAAUACUAAAAGUAAAGGGCAGUCCUGAAUCUGUUCCUCAAGAUUCUCCUACAAGAUCGUCUAUCUUUAGUGGUCUUUUCAAGUCAAGAUCUUUUGUUAACUUCGGUUUGGUUAAAUCUUACUCCUGAUGAAUCUUGGAAGAGGAUAAUGUCUUGUAUUGUAUUUGAUCUUAGGAAGUGUUUGGUUGUAAAUUCUUUAAGUAACCAUGCUUUAGCUUUUUUAGUUUUUUUGUUUGUUGCUAAUUGCUAUGGAUCCAAUCGUUAGUUGGAGUAAUGAAAGCAAGUUGAGAACCUUGAUUGUGUAAACCUUGAAAGUUUCAAGUGUCAUCAUUUGUAUAUAUACUCAUUUGAAUUUUAGGAAGCUUGUUUAUAUUUC
Molecule: messenger RNA, 2154 nt
Organism: Lathyrus oleraceus (garden pea)
Lineage: Eukaryota; Viridiplantae; Streptophyta; Magnoliopsida; Fabales; Fabaceae
Product: ACT domain-containing protein ACR4
Exons: 8
Coding region: 552-1907 (451 amino acids)
Source: RefSeq, a predicted model, not a curated record